AUGGCUUCGCCUGUCUUAUACAACUCCCCAGCCCCUGGAAUUCCCUACUUUACCCCCGCACAGUACCCUGCCGCCGGCACUGCGCACAACCCUCAGCCGGACGGCAAACAUAUCCCUAAGCUCUUCCAGUCGCUGAGAAUCCGUGGUGUUGAGUUCCAGAACCGCAUCUUCGUCUCUCCGAUGGGCCAGUCCUCUGCAGAAGACGGCAGGGUCACUGCAUGGCAUCAAGCGCACCUGGGCAGCAUCUUCACUCGCGGACCGGGUCUAACCUUCGUGGAAGCGACCGCGGUGCUGCCUGAGGGGCUCGUCAGUCCUGAAGAUGCGGGGCUGUGGAGUGACGAGCAGACCGAGCCGUUGCGCAAGAUCGUUGAGUUCGCGCAUUCACAGAACCAGAAGAUCGCGAUCCAGCUCGCGCAUGGAGGGCGCAAGUCGUCAACCUUAGCCCUGUGGAUCCAUCAGGGCGCCCUCGCUCCAGCGUACGCAGGUGGCUCGCCAGAAAAGGUUGUUGCCCCAAGUGCGAUUCCGUACAAGGACCUGUUCGCGACACCGAAGGAGUUGACCAAAGAGGGAAUCCAGAGGAUCGUUGCAGCGUUUGUCGCUGCGACGCGUCGUGCGCUCCAGGCCGGUUUUGAUGUGAUCGAGAUUCACGCGGCGCAUGGGUACCUCCUUGGAGAGUUCCUAAGCCCUGUAACAAACAAGCGGACGGACGAGUAUGGUGGGAGCUUCGAGAACAGGACGCGUUUCGUGCUUGCAGUCGUGGAUGCCGUGCGUGCGGUCAUCCCGCCUUCGAUGCCUCUCUUCCUCCGGAUCUCCGCAACCGACUGGCUCGAGGAGUCAUUACCCAAUGAGCCCUCAUGGCGCAUUGAGGAUACUGUUCGGCUUUCAUCAAUUCUCGCCGAGCACGGUGUCGACCUCCUCGACGUCUCCAGUGGAGGAACCCAUCCUAUGCAGAAGAUCAAGGGCGGACCUGGUUACCAAGUGCCGUUUUCUGAGGCCGUCAAGAAGGAAAAUGGGGACAAGCUUCUUGUCGGCGCUGUCGGCUCGAUCACGGAUGGCAAGCUCGCGGAGAGUAUCCUCACCAAGGGCCAGGCCGACGUGAUCUUUGUAGGGCGUGGGUUCCUGAAGAACCCUGGGCUUGUGUGGUCAUUUGCAGAAGACUUGGGCGCGACCAUCACCCUUGCUCACCAGAUUGAGUGGGGAUUCUUCAGUCGCGGAUCUAUUGGACGGAAGAGCAUACUACGGAACUGGUGA
Messenger RNA from Sparassis crispa, 1251 nucleotides. Its product is annotated as NADPH dehydrogenase afvA. Lineage: Eukaryota; Fungi; Basidiomycota; Agaricomycetes; Polyporales; Sparassidaceae. The transcript has 5 exons. The record is from RefSeq and is a predicted model, not a curated record. Gene Ontology annotation, molecular function: NADPH dehydrogenase activity; FMN binding; NADP binding. The coding region runs from base 1 to 1251 and encodes 416 amino acids. Gene Ontology annotation, cellular component: intracellular anatomical structure.